Molecule: messenger RNA, 510 nt
Organism: Zea mays
Lineage: Eukaryota; Viridiplantae; Streptophyta; Magnoliopsida; Poales; Poaceae
Product: inosine triphosphate pyrophosphatase
Exons: 8
Coding region: 1-510 (169 amino acids)
Biological process (GO): nucleoside triphosphate catabolic process
Cellular component (GO): cytoplasm
Molecular function (GO): nucleoside triphosphate diphosphatase activity
Source: RefSeq, a predicted model, not a curated record
AUGUCCAGUCCGCGUGAACAGUACGGGGUGCCUGAACUGCAAGGGGAGCCAGAGUACAUAUCCAAAGAGAAAGCACGAAUCGUUGCAUCUCAGGUGAAUGGGCCUGUACUGGUGGAGGACACAUGCCUAUGUUUUAAUGCUCUCAAAGGCCUACCAGGACCCUACAUAAAGUGGUUUCUUGAGAAGAUUGGGCAUGAAGGUUUAAAUAAUCUGUUAAAAGCUUAUGAAGAUAAAUUAGCGUUCGCUAUGUGCAUCUUCUCUCUUGCUCUUGGACCUGGAGAGGAACCAAUCACAUUUGUUGGCAAAACUACGAGAAAGAUCAUGCCUGCUAGAGGCCCUAACGAUUUUGGGUGGGAUCCUGUGUUCCAGCCAGAUGGUUUUGAACAAACAUAUGCUGAGAUGCCCAAGUCAGUGAAGAACGAAAUAUCUCACAGAGGGAAAGCUCUUGCUCUAGUGAAAGAACACUUCACAUCUGCUAGCUAUACAGUUCAGAGCGACGACUCAACUUAA